Messenger RNA from Strongylocentrotus purpuratus (purple sea urchin), 387 nucleotides. Its product is annotated as glutathione S-transferase theta-1-like. Gene Ontology annotation, molecular function: glutathione transferase activity. The record is from RefSeq and is a predicted model, not a curated record. Gene Ontology annotation, cellular component: cytoplasm. Lineage: Eukaryota; Metazoa; Echinodermata; Echinoidea; Camarodonta; Strongylocentrotidae. The transcript is spliced from 3 exons. Bases 1 to 387 code for a protein of 128 amino acids. Gene Ontology annotation, biological process: glutathione metabolic process.
AUGUCUGUUAAAAUAUUCUACGACGUACUGUCGCAGCCUGCGAGGUCGGUGUUGAUGUUUGUGAGAGCAAACAAGAUCCCAUACACUCCAUGUCCAAUAGCCAUACGAAAAAGUGAGCACCAAUCCAAGGAGUAUGCAGCCGUCAGUCCAAUGAUGAAGAUUCCGGCUAUGCAAGACGGAGAGUUCAAACUCACAGAGAGUGCAACCAUCACAAAGUAUCUUCAUGAAAAGUUUGACUGUGCGGAUCACUGGUUUCCCAAGAGCCUUCAGCAGAGGUCAAGGAUCAAUGAAUAUUUGGAUUGGCAGCAUUUCAAUAUGAGAGCUCGUGUAUAUAAUGUAUUUUGCGCAGAAGUGAGUCAAAUAUCAAAUUGCGUGCAAUUUCAGUGA